AAGUGUUGAGUGAGAGGAACGUGCCACCAACAGAAGUUGUAGUCGCGAGAAGAUGCGUAAAACCUGAAAGCUUUACCUUGUAUUUUUUCUCCACCUUUCUAUCCGUAGAAGAAGAAACUAUCGGAAUACCACCAAGAUACUGGCGACCGCAAUUCUGAUCUGGUUUCUGGUCAUGUGCGGAGGAGAUUUCAUGGGGACCAGAUUCAUACAGCGGAGAGCUCUGGCAAGGCGGGCGUGCCCUCACACAGCACAAAUCCACCAAGGCAUAUCUAAACUUUCUUAAAGUAUUUGGCCACCAGGGUGAUGGUGCACUGCUAGCCGAGUCGUCGCAAAAUGCCUGGCAAGAAAGACCCCAAGAAGGACGACAAAAAGAAGGGUGGGAAACCCGAACCUGAGAAAAAGAAAGAGGAAGAAAAGAAAGGGAAGGAGGACAAGAAAGGAGGGAAGGAUGACAAGAAAGCCGCAAAAGAUGACAAGAAGGGAAGGAGGAAUGAUAAAAAAGGGGGUAAGGAUGACAAGAAAGGGAAGGAUGUCAAGAAAGGAAAGGAGGACAAGAUGGGAGGAAAGGAUGAUAAGAAGGGAGGUAAAGACAAAGGAAAGGGAAAGAAAGUGGAAUCAGAGGAGGAGGAGGAGGAUGAACUCCUGGAUGAUGAAGAAGAAGAGGAAGAGGACUUGAGCGAAGAAGAGGAAGAGGAGGAGGAUUACAGGAGGGCUCGGGCAGGAGGAGGACGCGGGGCGGCGGAGAAGGGAAGACGAACAAGAGGCGGCAAAGACUUGGAAGAAGACGAGGAGGAAGAGGAUGAAGAUGAUGAGGAGUACGAAGAGGAGGAUCUCAGAAAGAAAUCAAAAGAUGGCCACCACCACCGCCAUAAGGAUGGGAGGUCAGAUGUCGAUCCGAAGAGGAAAGGGAAGACGAGCGAGGAAGCGGCUCCGAUUCCCAGUCGGGAAAUCCCCAAAAAAGGCCUCAAGAACAUGUCCCGCAUGUUCAUGAAGUUUUCUGGUUUCAAGCGGCGGAGAAACAGCCGGAAGAAGCUCAAGAGCACCUCACGCUUGUUCCUUGGACUGGGCAAGAGGCGGAACCGACUGGCCAAGAAGAAACGCCGCAAGUCGAUGCUGAAGAACACGUCUCGCUUCAUGAUGAGGUUCAAGGCCAGCAAAAAGCGAAAGAAGGAGGCCAAGGAGAAGGCCGCAAGCGACGGCAAGAAGCGCACCUACAUGCUGCUGCGCCUGGGCGGUGGCGGCAACUCGUCUGAGAAGAAGGGCGGAUUCUUCAAGGGCUUGUUUGGAAAAAAAAACGGACUCGCCGGCUCCAUUGGUGGACUCAAGGGCAGGAGUGCAGUGCUAGGUCGGGUUGCCGCGGCGGCUAAAUGGCUGAACAACCAUUUCCUGUUCAACAAGAUGCGAGGACGCGCUGAGCAGAAUUACUUGGAGGGAAACCGCGGGCACAGCCGCCGACGCCACCUCCAUGGGUACCACAAUCGUGGCUAUGAGCACUGGGAAGAUCCCGAUGAAUAUCAUAGUUACGGACACUUUGAUUACAGCUGUGGCGGUUACGGUGACGAGGUACAUUUUGGGGGACAAGGUCCAAGGAUUUACUAUGAUGAUGGAGUUGGGGCAGACUACCAGGACUUGGGGUACUACGAAGAUGAGGGCAUCUACGACCCCAAUGCGGAAUAUUAUAGUCAAGGUCUUUAUGACGAGGACGCAGAGGCCUACUAUGACCCCCACCUGGUUGCCCAAGGGUACUACGACAACCAGGAACUAGCAUUAUAUGGCUACCAGGAACAACCACAAGUGAUGCCAAUGUACAAUGAAGUGGGUCUAGACUACUAUGCGCCAAUGGGUGAGGACCCAGGAUAUGGACUUCAUCAGGCUCAGGUUCAUUAUGAUGCAAAUGGCCAAGCGGAGUGUUAUGAGAACAGUCAAGCUUAUUUCAACAAUGUCCAUGCAGCAGCUUUUGGAAUCCAAAGCGAAGCUCUACCAAACUACCAUGAUGUUGGCGGUGUGCCCUACCAGGAGCACUACAACUCUCAGCUGAUGCUUGGUUAUCCUACAGGAGGCCAGCAAGUGAUGGAAGUACAGUCUCUGUAUGGGGACCAGAACGCAGACCAGGUGGAUCAAUAUGGGGGAGAUUCUGGAGGGCUUCAGGGGGGUGAGACAUUCCGAGUUCCCAGACCUCAAGUGCGUCUCUUUGGAAAAGAGCGCCUUGAAGUACCACUCCCCCCUCCACCUAAUCUUCCGCCUGAUCCAGAAUUUGAAGACAUGUCCGAUAUCCAGUACGAAGACCAGAUACCUCUCGCACCAGGUCAUUCGACUGGUAUAAUGUUCGAGCAGCAAUUGAUAUCUCCGCAAGAACAAAUGAUGAUGUCCCCUAAGCAACUCAUGCCAGCGUUGUCACCGCAGCAGCAAACCUUAGUGGAGCGAAAUAUGGUACCCGAAAUGCUGCCACUCCAGGUUAUGUCCCCACAACACAUGUUAACCCCCCAACAAGGGAUGUUGUCUCCAAUGAUUAUGCCCCAAUCGAUAAUGCCGCCUGAGGAGCAAGUGGCAAUAUCACAGCAACCAGCGAUGUCGCCACAAAUGAUGCUUCCUCAAAGAGUGAUGUCACCUGAGGAGCAGAUGGUGUUGCAGCAAACAAUGUUGUCAUCUCACGAACAGAUGAUGUUGCAGCAGCAGAUAAUGUCACCGCAAAUGAUGAUUCCCCAUGCAAUGAUGUCACUGGAAGAACAUAUGAUGUCACCGCAAAUGCUGUCACCCAAUCCACUGAUGAUACCCCAGCAGGCUUACGACCUCCCGUCAGUCCCCUCGCCAACUGCAGUGAUUAUCAAGCAAGCAGGUAUGUCCCGACCCCUUCCUGCCCACCGCAUGCUAUCCUCUCCCAGCCCAUCGCGGCGCUCUGUCAUGAUCCCCCCACCUCAGGUACCACAUGACCCCAAUCCUCCGGCCUCAAGGAUACCCUCACCAAUUAUGCCACAAAGGCAUAGCUCCUUCCCACAUUCAGCCAUUAGGAAUAAGAUCACAAAUGUCCAAAGACCCCCCUCUGUCAUUUCGCGGAAGAUUUCGCAUCCUCCCUCUCCCGUGGCUUCCCCUCUGGCUCGUCCCAGAAUGCGAGCUCGGUUCCCCCAGGCUGGGAUACCCCCGCCAUCAUUUUCACCCCGUGCUACCACGAUUCAGCGAAGUCCUCCACCAUCACCAAGGACCUCAAUGAUACAGCGCUCUCCUCCGUCGUCACCACGUGCCUCGAUAAGGAUGCAAAGUCCACCGACAACAACCGCUCCUGCCAGAAGUCCAUUUGGAGGGAGGAGGUUGACUGAACAUCCUCCUCCACAUCCUGUAUCUCCUGCCCUCUCUCCUCAACUCAGCAGAAGGCAAUCUCCCACUCAAUCUCACCGAAGUUUAUCACCCGAAGAGCGUGGACCAGUAUCUCCCACGCUCUCCCGUCGUUCGACUCGGCUAAUAAGGGAUCCCACACCACUAACUAGACCCAGGAUGGGUGGCAAUGUUCCCUUAGGAACUGUCAGACCAUCACCUAUGGGGCUUAGAGGGCGUCCAGUACCCCCACCCACCCAGAAUGUGCGUCCAUUCCGUGCCGCUUCUAUAAGAAGCAAUAGAUCAUCUGUUCUUACUAUAGACUCUUCUCAUCAGUCUUCUCCUUUUCAGUCACCUCACACGAUACAUCGUGCUCCCCUUGUGAGGCGUGAGUCUGGCCUUUUUCCUCCGCGCCCUGUGGCCCGUGGGCGACCACUUGUGGCCCAAAAUUCCUUGAGGAGGAUACCUCCUGCUUCUCCCUCGCUCAGGCACAUUUCACAUCCUGCAUCCCCACGCCUCUCUCCUCGACAUUCUCGUACGUCCACCCCACUCUUGCCUCCUCCCGGCGUCCAUCCUCCAGAGCUGUAUGGCUCGGCCCUGUAUGUGGAUCCUUUCACCGACCCAGUUGCUCCACCUGUUUCACCGAUGCUUUCUAGUGCCUUACAAAAUCAAACUAUUAGACAGGCUUCUUUAUCUUCCCCUUGUGGCCUUCAAGCCGUCCCAGUGGUCGAGCCGCAUCUUCCUUCAUCACCUUUUCUCCCUGCUGCGGGGCAAAAACAAGCACUUCAAGAUGGCUUCAACCAUUCCCCAUUGGCCACCCAUGGGUCACCCAUGAUUCCUUCUCCGUUUUUGUCCGGAGCGCUGCAGAAUCAAGCGGUGAGAGACACAUCCCACGUUUCUCCUUUGCAGAGGUCACAAUCUACCUAUGAGCAACCUAAUGCCCCUUCCUCCCCAAUGGUAUCCAGAGCCUUGCAAAACCAGGCAGUCAGAGACGCAUCUUAUGCUUCCCCUCUACAAAGGCCAGAAUCCCCUUAUGAGGAGCCUGUGGCCUCUUCCUCCCCAAUGGUUUCCAGAGCGCUGCAAAACCAGGCGCUGAGAGAUGCCUCCUAUGUUUCUCCUCUACCAAGGCCGUUCUCGCCUUAUGAGGAGCCUGUGGCCCCUUCCUCCCCAAUGGUUUCCAGAGCGCUGCAAAACCAGGCGCUGAGAGAUGCCUCCUAUGUUUCUCCUCUACCAAGGCCGUUCUCGCCUUAUGAGGAGCCUGUGGCCCCUUCCUCCCCAAUGGUUUCCAGAGCGCUGCAAAACCAGGCGCUGAGAGAUGCCUCCUAUGUUUCUCAUCUUCCAAUGCCUCAGUCCCCAUAUUCCCCGCCUGGGCCUUCAUCCCCACUGCUUUCUGGAGCCAUGAGACACGGUCAAGCACUCAGAGGCGUGGCUUCCUAUCCCACUCCGCAGUUCCGCACGCCAUAUGGACCGACAUAUGUUACCGGGUACGAUUAUAUAUCUGAGCCUGGCCCAGCACUGCUGCUCUAUGACGCUUUGCAGAACCGCGCCGACUUUCAGAGCGUUGCGUCUUUAAGGUCCCCAAUGAUACAAAGCCCUUACGGACCUGUCAGCCCCAAGCUGCACAGGGCACUGCAGCAGAACCCAAACCUCCGCCAAGCAUCCUAUCAGACUCCUUUGCAACUCAGGUACCCCUACGGACCCCCGCAACCUUCUUCACCGAUGCUGACGAGUGCCAUCCACAAUCCACAGCUUAUUCAGGCGUCAUACAGGAUGCCAAAUGGAACUUUAGUGUUACCUUAUGUGGAACCACGUUCCUCACCGCGGCUCAGUCAAGCCUUGCAAAACCAGCAAAUCCGGGGAGCUUCAUACAUCUUGCCUGAUGGAUCAAUUAUCACGGACCCGCGAAUUCCCCAGAAACCGAUGUCUCCUGACCUUGCCAGAGCGCUUCAGAACCAGGAUCUCAGGACUGCUACGUACACCCUACCCGAUGGCACAAUUAUCGACCCUAAACACCAACAACCAGUUUCCCCAGACCUCACUAAGGCCCUAAAGAACCCUGCAUUACGUGAAGCAUCCUACUCGCUGCCAGACGGUACUAUCAUUAUUGACCCGAAAAAAUCAAAAUCCCCUAAUGUCGCAGCAGCACUUCAGAACCCAUAUCUGAAAUCGGCAUCGUACACCCUGCCCGACGGCACAAUCAUUAUCGACCCGCGGAAGCCCGUCUCUCCGAGUCUUGCCAAUGCCCUUCAGAACCCUGUCCUCAGGAAUGCCUCCUUUAACCUGCCGGAGGGAGUUCGAGACCCCAAUACACCCAUCUCGCCAGACUUGUUAAAGGCUCUUAAUAACCCAGCCUUGAAGGGGUCAACCCUCACCCUUCCUGAUGGAACCAUGAUCCUCGACCCAAGAAAACCAAAGAGUCCCACUCUGACCGCUGCCCUUCAGAACCCCUACCUGAAGGGUGUGUCGUACACCCUGCCUGACGGAACCGUCAUCAUUGACCCGCGUAAACCGCUCGCUCCCGACUUGUCAAAAGCUCUUUCCAAUCAAAACAUUCGGAAUGCUUCUUAUCAACUGCCUGAUGGUUCCCUGGCCAUCCCUGGUCAGCACCCUGCGACUCCAAACCUCACUGCUGCUCUGCGGAAGAACAUGACCCUUCGUUCUUCCGAUCUCUUCCACCUCCCACAAAACUCUUCGUUCACGGGGGCACCAAAACCCGACAGUCCGAACCUUUCCUCUGCACUGAAGAAUGAUGAACUGCGUGGCAUCCGUUAUAGGCUGCCCGAUGGCUCUGUUCUGACAAGACGGUUUCACAAUCCCAGCCUAGCCAACGCCAUCCAAAACCAGCAGCUUCGCUACGCUUCGUACAGACCCCCAACAGCGCUGUACGGCACGGAUAAUCGCUACGCUGCAGUCCCACCCUACGGGCCGCACUCAGGCCACUGGGCACGGAAUGCCAGAGGCGGCGGCGAAAUGGGGGAGGAUGUGUGGGCAGCUGAGAGAAUUUUGCCUCACGGAACGGUCCAGCAUCUGGCCAAGUGGUCUAUGUAUAGGGAGACCGGUGUUUUGGACGGCUAUUUACCCACACCCACUGUCGACAACGGAGAGCUUCAGGAUCCAGACUGGACUCCUGUCCGAGAGAGGGUUCCUGGGCAGAGCUGGUAUGACAAGAUCUACUCUAUCCUAAGUAUGCCAACAACCAGCCACAGGGUGAAGCGCUGGGCUGAGGGCAUGGAAGACUUGACGCAGCUGCCUGAACUGAAUGAGACCACUGUCCUGAUGAACCUGAAGAAACGCUACGACCAGGAGCUCAUUUACACGUACAUUGGCAGCAUCCUGGUCUCCCUCAACCCCUACAAGCUGCUUAACAUUUACGGCACAGACAUGGUACUGCAGUACGAGGGACAUGGCCUGAGCGACAACCCUCCUCAUCUUUUUGCCCUCGCUAAUCUCUCCUACACCAACAUGAUGGAUGCCAAAGACAACCAGUGUAUUGUGAUCAGUGGAGAAAGUGGGUCGGGGAAGACGGAAGCCACCAAAGUGAUCCUACGCUACCUGACAGCCAUUCAUCACAAGCGAAACGUGACGCAACAGAUCGAGAUCCUGGAAGCCACGCCCCUAUUGGAGUCCUUUGGCAAUGCCAAAACGGUGUGCAACGACAACUCUUCACGUUUUGGCAAAUUCACGCAGAUCUGCAUGGAGGAGGGUGUAAUCAGCGGUGCCAUCACGUCUCAAUACCUGUUGGAGAAGUCUCGCAUUGUCUUUCAGGCCAAAUCAGAGAGAAACUACCACAUCUUCUACGAGAUGCUGGCGGGCCUUCCUCCGCACGAGAAGCGCUCGCUUUAUCUGCAGGAUGCUGAGACCUACUACUAUCUCAACCAGGGAGGCGAUUGCAAAAUUGCCAGCAAGGACGACGACGAGGACUUCCGCCGGCUACUGAGCGCCAUGGCCAUCUUGCGCUUCACUGGCGAGGAGCAGAAGGCCAUCUACCGGCUCCUGUCCUCCAUCCUCCAUCUCGGCAACGUCUACUUCCAGUCGCAGGAGGCUGGUGGUGGUCAGGAGUCAUCGGCGGCGGUGGUGGUGAGCACUCAGGAGAUCCGAGUGGUCGCCGAGCUGCUGCAGGUGUCGGCCGAAGGCCUGCAGAAGUGCAUCACCUUCAAAGUCAUGGACACAGUCAGGGAAAAGAUCGCCACUCCGCUCACCGUGGAGAGCGCUGUGGAUGCCAGAGACGCCGUUGCCAAGAUCCUCUACUCGCUGCUCUUCAACUGGCUGACGGAGCGUAUCAACGGACGGGUGUACCCCCGCAACGAGGCACUCUACAUCUCCAUACUGGACAUUUAUGGAUUCGAGGAGCUACAAGUGAACAGUUUUGAGCAGCUGUGCAUCAACUUUGCCAACGAAACUUUGCAGUUCUUCUUUAACAAAGUCAUCAUCCAACAGGAGCAGGAGGAGUACAUGCGCGAGCAGAUCGAGUGGCGCCAGCAGCCCUUCGGCCACAACCGGGCCUGCCUGGACCUCAUUGGCGCAAAGCCUCACGGGAUCCUGCGCAUCCUUGAUGACCAGUGUGGUUUUCCUCAGGCCACAGACCACACGUUCCUGCACAAGUGCCAUUAUCACCAUGGUGACGACCCCCUGUACGUCAAGCCAAAGAUGCCGCUGCCCGAGUUCACCCUCAAACACUUUGCCGGCCAAGUCACCUAUCAGGUCCACAAGUUUCUGGACAAGAACUUUGACACGGUCCGCCAAGAUGUCGUGGACCUUUUCAUCGGCAGCAAAAACGCACUGGUGUCCGACCUCUUCCUGAAGCAUUCUGAAGCAGUGUCGCAGCAUCGGCGUGGCGCGCGGCGCAGCGGCAGCGCUCGGCGCUUUCAGGCCAGCACGGUGGGCGGCAAGUUCCAGAGCAGCUUGCAGGAGCUGCUGGAGAAGAUGGAGAGGUGUCGCCCUUACUUUGUGCGCUGCCUCAAGCCCAACCGGCAGAAGGAACCGGCGAUGUUUGACGCGGACCUGAUGAGCACGCAGCUGCGCUACUCCGGAAUCAUGGAGGCCAUCCAAAUACGCAAGGAGGGCUAUCCUGUCAGAUUGACUUUUCACAGCUUCCUCACCAGGUACAAAGCGCUGCUCUGCCUGAAAGAGCCGCCCGUGGCCGACGGAGAAAACUGCGUGAUCAUGCUGCGAAAGCUGGGACCCGUCAAGGUCGGCUCCUACCAGCUGGGGGUCACCAAGAUCUUCCUGAAGGAGGAUCUUCACCGGCUCCUGGAGGGCAAGCGGGACCGCGUGCUCAACAUCGCCGCCCUCACGCUGCAGCGAUACGUGCGCAUGUACUUCAUCCGCAAGAACUUUGUCAAGUUCCGACACUGCAUGACGCUGCUGCAGGCCCGAUGCAAAGGAUUCCUCGUCAGAAAGAAGUUUGCUCGCCUGCGGAAAGGUUUCGUGGCGUUAGGCGCCAGCGUGCGAAUCGUCGUCAACCGGCAGCGCUACAUCAGGACGGCGGUGGAGCCAGCCAGGAAGGCUGCGGAGGACCGCAUCAAGCGAGAAGUGGUGAACGUGACGGCGCUGCCCAUCCCCGCUCAGUUGGCGGCGCUGCUUCAGGCAACUUCAGGUGGCACCGAGCUGCACUCGGACUGCCUGGCGCUGGUCCAGGCUCCCAAAGUUCAGGUUGAACCACAGCUGACCUUGCCCCUGGACAUCAACGACUACCUCAUGACUCAUUACGUCCGCGCCAUAUUUAGGGACCCGUACUUCGGGAUGCUGACAUCCCCUCUGGAGAACUCCCUGACCCGGUUGCAUCACAACUUGAAGCAAGGAGCCCUCGACAUCUUUGUUCUGAUUCUUCGUUUCAUGGGUGACCCCGAGCUGAACGGCGCUCAGGAGAACCUCUUCGGCAACUACAUCGUCCAGAGAGGGCUCGCCAACGCCGAGCUCCGAGACGAGAUUUUCGCUCAAGUGGCCAAUCAGGUUUGGAGGAAUCCCAACGCGCUGAACUGCGAGCGGGGGUGGCUGCUCAUGUCCUCCUGUCUGGGCGCCUUCCCGCCUUCCCCGAGGCUGGCCAAGCACCUGCUCAAGUUCGUGUCAGACCACGGGCCUCAGGGCUACGACGCGGUGUGUCAGCACGCUCUGCUGCAGGCCAUGCAGCGCUGCGGCGGCGGCGAGUACACGCGCAUCUACCCGCCGUGUCUGCUGGAGUGGACCGCCAACCGCAAGCGAGCGCACGCCCUGCUCCACGUGCACUGCUUUGACGGUGUGUCCGUCCUGUGUCCCGUGCACUCUUGGAGUACAGGCGAGAACGUGGCCAAAGACAUCUUGCAACACAGGGGCGUGGCCGAGGGCCGUCGGGGCUGGUCCGUUCUCUUGAAGGAGUCGGCGCAGUGGGUGGAGCUGGAGGGAUCGGACUAUGUCCUGGACCUGAUGUCGGACCUGGAGUUGCCCGCCCAAUUCCCCAAGCGCGCCGGCUACUUCGUCAUUUCGGCGCAGGAACCGGGACGCCUACGGGCCAAUGCCGGCAUAAGUCUGCUGGGUGUCGGCUUUGACGGCAACGACGAAUUCCUCUCCCGCGAGGGCUUUGCGAGCCAGGGUAAGCGUGCGCGCGCGCAUACGCCCGCACGCUCAAAUGAAUGUUAAACGGUCUCCUUCUCCUUAGACUCGGAGCCUCAUCGAGGGAUGGAUCGCUUUUUGGAUAGCCUGUUUGACCCGGUGCUGUCCGACGGGAGCGCGGAAGCGGACUUGGCCGCACCGCUCUCCAGCAGGAUGAAGGGCCGCGGAGGAGUCGGGUGGCGAGACCAGGGCCCUUCGGGCGGCCCCCCGCCCCCACCUGGCGCUGUUCGAGUGCUUCCCUUUGGGGGUGCGAUGUCGCUUCCCGUUGCCGCCGUGGCCCCCGUGACGGAGGCCCCGUCAAGCCCCCCGACCCCGCCCGUCAUGAGCCCCCCCGGCACCCCUGUGCUCCAUCACCCCCCCAGCCCCUACGCUCGGGACAUCCCGCCCAGCCCGUACGCCAACUUCACGCCGUCCCCCUACGCCGCCAUGGGCCCGCUGUCCAGUUCGUACCCUCCCACGUCGGAGCCCGAGCCGGACCCUCAGACGGGCGUCGCCCAAACCGCCUUGCCGCCGCAGGCUAACGCGCAGGCUGCGUCUGCUGACGACCAAAAGGACGGCGCUCAACACUGGGGAGGUCCUGCAGUUCCCAUCAACAAAGACCAACCGGGCAAAAGCUUUGCCCCGGUGGUGACGUCUCCUGCCCCCCCUGCUGGCAAGGUGGUGAAGUACUCGGCUCAAAUUUCCGAGCAGAUUGUGCCUUGUCAGGAUAUUCAAGAAAUGAUCAGGCGCUAUAACUCUCCACCUCCCCCGAUGGCGCCGCUUCCACCCGGGAAAAGGAGACCAGAGGGUAAAUUUAAGAAGAAGCAGACGCCUCGUGACGAAGCUUUGCAGAUCUUAAAACCGCGGAUGGACAAGCCUCCCGUUCCGCAGCUCAAGCGUGCCGCGGUCCACCCCCCCUACGCGUCUGCCAAUCCGGAGACCAACUUCCAGCCCACGAAGAGCACAGGGAGCAGAGCGCCUCAUCAUCCGGCGCCGGUUCCUGCGGCAGUGUCCCGAGAGCUUCCGGUGGAAUCGGAGAACAUUCAAACCAGACUGCACCGGAGCGCCAACCGGGAGCACUACACCUACACCAACGUUCCCUGGAAACUCUACCUCAGGAAAGAGAUCUUCUAUCCCAAAGACAGCGUCAACAAUCCGCUGGUCUUGGACCUCAUUUUCAAGCAGAUCGUCAACGACACCCUGUCAGAGGCGUGCGUCCGCAUCCGCCGCGAUGAAAGGCAGCGGAUGAAAGCUCUCUUUGAUGAACACGGGUUGCAACGCCGCAACGAUCCGGUGGAGGAGCGAGUGAAGAAAAGCGUUGUUACGGCCGCCAAGGACACCUGGGAAAUCUACUUCUCCCGACUCUUCCCGGCAUCGGGCAGCGUGGGAACCGGCGUGCAGGUGCUGUCGGUGUGGCAAGGCGGCAUCAAGCUGCUCAAGACGGUGAAGAGCAGCGCCGCAGAGCCAGACUACUUCAGAGUCCUCAACGCGUACACCUACGCAGACAUCCUGUUUGUGACCAUCCCCUCGGAGAACAUGCUGGAGUUCAACCUGAGCAAGGAGAAGCUGAUCUUGUUCUCGCCCAAGGCGCCUCAGGUCAAGCGGCUGGUGGACGCCUUUAUCGCGGAGAUGAAGAAGGAUUCGGAAUACGUCGUGGCCGAGCGGAACUUCGUGGCCGCGCCGCACCACAUGCUCAACUUCCACAAGGGCGAUGUCAUCCGGCUGCAGCCGCUGGACGGCCUGGACAAAGGUUACAGUUAUGGCUGCGUGGUCAGGAAGAAGGUGGUCUUCUUGGAGGAGCUCAAGAAGGACACGCAAGACUUUGGUUGGAAGUUCGGCGCCGUGUUUGGGCGCUCGGGGGCCUUCCCGUCCGAGUGCGUCCACCCGGUCGCGCCUCCUGAUUUCCUGUCCCUGCCGUCGGAGCGCAAGGCGGAACCCCGAGGCGGCGCCGGCCAGUUCGCCGCCUCGUCGGCCGUAGCCGUUGCCGUGGCGUCCGCCGCGGCCGCGCACGAGAUAGACCAGACCGUCGAGAGGUUUUCUCUGGAGGACUUUGAUGGCGACGCGGACGAGAGGACCUUGCAGGACAGUCAAUACGACAUGCUGGAAUUUGCCAGGAAGUACUUCAGACAGGCCACCCCCGGGAGGGGCGAGUCCCUGAAGAAUAAGAGCAAGAGCCGAGUCUCCAGAGAGCCCGAGGAAAUGAUCAAGUUCUCCAAGAUUCCCCUGAGCGAGUCCCUCAUCGAGUUCACGGAUCCAGCCAUGAACCGAGUGGCGGCGGACAUUUUCCUUUCGGUGAUGCGCUUCAUGGGGGACUUGCCGUUAAAGGGACAGACGGAGCAGGAAGCGGUCAGUGCUCUGCUCAAGCUGAUCGGAGAGUUCACCUUGAUGAGGGAUGAGGCCUACUGUCAAGUGGUCAAACAGAUCACAGCCAACACCAGCUCCAAACCCGAGAGCUGCCAGCGAGGGUGGAGGCUGCUGUACGUCCUGACGGCGUUCAGUGGCUGCUCUGAGGUCCUCAAGCCCUUCCUGCUCAAGUACCUGACGCAGGCCUCCCUCGGCGCCGGGGCGCCGUAUCAGGGGAUCGCCAACGCGUGCCAACAGAACCUGAAGAAAACUUUCCGAUACGGCGGGCGCAGCGUCGCCCCCAACAACAUGGAGCUGCAGGCCGUGAUGGCGGGCAGAAGCUCCAAACGUCAGCUGUUCCUCUUCCCGGGCGGCCUGGAGCACUACGUGAAGAUCAAAACCUGUUCCGUUUCCCUGGAGGCCAUGGAGGAGCUGUGCUGUGAGAUGGGCCUGCACAGGUUGGAGGCCAUCGAGGAGUACGCCAUCUUCUUGGUCACCGACGGAGGUCAGAACGUGCGUCCUCUCAACAAACACGAGUACAUCCUGGACGUGGCCACCCGAGCCGAGUUGGCCGACACCAACUACAGCUUCUGGUUCCGGCGUGUCGUCUGGACUCAGCCUCUCAAAUUUGACAAUGAGCUCUACGUGACCAUGCACUAUAAUCAGAUCCUUCCGGACUACCGCAAAGGUCUCCUGAAUGUCCUCCCGCCAGGAAAGGUGAGCGAGCAGCACUUCCAUCAGAUGUCCAAGCUUGCCGCCUUGCAGCACAGAGCCAAAGACGCGGCCUUCAUCCCCAGCAUACACGAGCUGUCGGAGUACGUCCCGGCGCUGCUCUUUGAAAAGCAGGCGCCGCAGCGGUGGGUUGCCAUGGCGACGCAGCACACGCAGCAGGUCCGGGCGCUCAGCCCGCACCAGGCCCGAGCGCAAUUCAUGGGACUGGUGAGUGCCUUCCCCAUGUUUGGCUCGUCCUUCUUCUACAUCCACGGCAGCAGCUCGACCUCCUUCUACGCCCCCUGCAUCGUUGCUGUCAAUCAAAACGGUCUUCACUUCCUGCACAAAAACACCCACGAGGUGAUGGCGGCGGUCCCCCUGACAGAGGUGCAGUCCAGCCGCACCCAGAGGCCAUCUGCCGGCUCCAGCUACCCGUACGUGGACUUGGCCCUGGGCGACGCGCACGCGCAGCGGCUCAUGCAGCUGCAGCUCGAGCAGGGCCUGGAGCUGUGUCGGGUGGUCGCCAUGCAGGUGGAGAACAUGAUGUCUGUGCGUGAGAAGCGGCUGGCGCUGCCCCCCAGCGAGAUCACCGUGUUAUAGGCGAGGUAGCCAGCCCCGAAACUAUUCAACCAAUAUUUCAAUUGGAUACAUCAAUUUAAACGUUUUUAAUGCAUCUUUAAGGUAAAAAGUGACAAUGUUUGUUUUAUUUAGCAAAUGCUCAUUAAUUCAAAUGUGUCAUUUUACUUAGAAUAAAUUGCGUUAAAGUUCGGUAAAACGCUUUGUAAUUAACCAGUUGUUGAAGAAAUACAUUUAAACUUUAUUAGUCUGUCGUCAAGCAAUGAUUUAAUUAAAUGGAAAAACGUAUUUGUAAUAUACAUUUUACCUCGCACUGAGUAACACACUGUAUUACAAUUGACCGAUUUUUGAAUACAAGUACGGAUGUGUAAAAUAUAUUUCACUAGUGUCUUUAUUUGUUGACUACAUUAAAUCGAUAAUUUAAUAAAAUCCACAACAAAUGAAUAAAAAGGGUUAAGUGCAUUUAUGUAAACCUAUUUAACGGCAAAAAAUGGCAAGAUUGAUUUAACCAAUGUGACAAGAAUGUAAAUGCUUGGUGGGCCGGAUGAAAGAACGGAGUCAUUCUUUGCCCUUGGACCCUGCACAAAGGGUAUUUCUUUAAAUUCUGUCGACUGGUAAAGAUAAAAUGUGAGGUAUCGGUUGUUACGAUGUUAAAAAAAAAAAAAAAAGACAAUAUGACAAUAAAAUCAAAAUCCUCAAAAUGUCAUGUCAGUUUGUGGCGCAUCGAUGCCAAGUCGGAGUAAUUUGGACCUCAAUGAAAAUUAAGCAUGAAGGUUUACCUUUGU
Hippocampus comes (tiger tail seahorse) is the source of this 14291-nucleotide messenger RNA. It is a transcript of the gene myo15ab, whose product is annotated as myosin XVAb. NCBI's taxonomy places the organism in Eukaryota, Metazoa, Chordata, Actinopteri, Syngnathiformes, Syngnathidae. Gene Ontology annotation, molecular function: ATP binding; cytoskeletal motor activity; protein binding. The record is from RefSeq and is a predicted model, not a curated record. The transcript is spliced from 70 exons. Gene Ontology annotation, cellular component: cytoskeleton; myosin complex.